AUGGCAGCUAAUCGGCAACUGGCUUGGCCCUCGUUCUUCCUUCGUCCAUCCAAGGCAACAGCUGUCCUGGGUAUAUGGUAUCCAGGAGAACGAUGUCUUGCGCCUUCGCCAGAUAAUGAAAAACUUUGUGAAGCAAUCAUAAAGUCUGUCACAGUGGAUAAACAUGGGAAUCCACUUGCAGUCAUCUUGUAUUCAGAUUUUCAAGAGAGAGAAGUACCUCUUAAAAGACUUCAAGAAACAAAACCUGUUAAAGACUGCUCCAGGAAUUUCAUAUUUGAUGAUGAAGAUUUGGAGAAACCUUAUUUCCCAGAUCAGAUAUUUCCUUCAUCUGCUGUUGCCUUUCAAUUAUCAGAAGGUGGAGACUCUAUCCCUUUUACUAUUAACAGGUAUCUGAGAGAUUACCAAAGGGAAGGGGCCCAGUUUCUUUAUGGACACUUCAUCCAAGGAAGAGGAUGUAUUCUUGGUGAUGACAUGGGCCUGGGAAAAACAGUACAGGUCAUUUCAUUUUUGGCUGCAGUUUUGCAUAAAAAAGGAACUCGUGAAGAUAUUGAAAAUAACAUGCCAGAGUUUUUACUACGAAGUAUGAAAAAGGAACCCUCUUCUACAGCAAAGAAGAUAUUCUUGAUAGUUGCUCCCCUUUCAGUCCUUUACAAUUGGAGAGAUGAAUUGGACACCUGGGGAUAUUUCAGAGUUGUUCUUUUACAUGGUAACAAAAAAGACCAUGAGUUGAUUCGAAUAAAGCAGAGGAAAUGUGAAAUUGCUCUAACAACUUAUGAAACACUGCGGUUGUGUCUGGAUGAACUGAACAGUUUGAAAUGGUCUGCUGUCAUUGUGGAUGAAGCUCACAGAAUCAAAAAUCCAAAGGCCAGGGUGACAGAAGUUAUGAAAGCUUUAAAAUGUAAAGUUCGUAUUGGCCUUACUGGAACCAUUCUUCAGAAUAACAUGAAGGAACUGUGGUGUGUGAUGGACUGGGCUGUGCCAGGACUUUUAGGCAGCAGAGUACAUUUCAAGAAGCAGUUUUCUGAUCCAGUAGAACAUGGUCAGAGGCAUACAGCAACAAAAAGAGAAUUAGCUACUGGCCGGGAGGCCAUGCAGAGGCUGGCGGAGAAGAUGUCUGGGUGGUUUCUCAGGCGCACAAAAGCUCUCAUCAAGGAUCAGUUACCUAAGAAGGAAGACCGGAUGGUGUACUGUUCUCUGACAGAGUUUCAGAAAGCUGUCUAUCAGGCAGUGUUAGACACCGAAGAUGUAAUUUUGAUACUAAAGUCCUCUGAGCCUUGUCCUUGCAGCAGUGGCCGAAAAAGGCGAAAUUGUUGUUAUAAGACCAAUUCAGAUGGCGAAGCAAUAAAAACCUUGUACUUCAGUUAUCUUGCAGUCCUUCAAAAGGUGGCAAACCACGUCUCUUUGCUGCAGGCUGCUGGUGCUUCCAGACAGCAGGAAACACUUAUCAAAAGGAUCUGUGACCAGGUGUUUUCUAGAUUCCCAGAUUUUAUGCAGAAAAGCAAAGAUGCAGCCUUUGAAACACUUUCUGACCCAAAAUACAGUGGAAAAAUGAAGGUCCUUCAGCAGCUUCUGACUCAUUGCAGGAAAAACAGAGAUAAAGUUCUUCUUUUUUCUUUUUCCACUAAGUUACUUGAUGUGCUGCAACAAUACUGCAUGGCAUCUGGACUCGAUUACCGCCGACUUGAUGGAAGUACCAAAUCAGAGGAAAGAAUCAAGAUCGUGAAAGAGUUCAACAGCACACAGGAUGUCAGUGUUUGCCUUGUCUCCACAAUGGCUGGUGGACUAGGGCUCAACUUUGUUGGUGCCAAUGUUGUUGUAUUAUUUGAUCCUACUUGGAAUCCAGCUAAUGAUCUUCAAGCUAUUGACAGAGCAUAUAGAAUUGGGCAGUGCAGAGAUGUCAAAGUGCUUAGACUGAUCUCCUUGGGAACUGUGGAGGAAAUCAUGUAUUUACGACAAGUAUAUAAGCAGCAACUUCACUGUGCAGUGGUUGGAAGUGAAAAUGCCAAGCGUUAUUUUGAAGCAGUUCAAGGAUCAAAAGAGCAUCAAGGAGAGCUUUUUGGGGUCAAGAAUCUCUUCAAAUUAAGAUCCCAAGGGUCUUGUCUUACAAAGGACAUCUUGGAGAGAGAAGGCCAGGUGGAAGCAGGCGUCAUGACGGCCACCAGCUGGUUGAGAGAGGAGCCUCAAGCACAUCAGCAGGGAGUGCCUAGCAAGGUAAACUGUGAAGAACCCAGAAAUCCAGCGGAACCUGUAGAACUAUUGGCAGAAGAACCAUGUGAUCUCUGCAGUGAUUUUAGUGAUGAUGAAGCAGGGGGAAACUCAAGAGUAAAGAAUAUUACAAACAAAGCAUCUAAUUCAAGUAAAGCUCCGGGUCCUCUCGGCCAACCAACUUUAUUCCAGUGUGGAUUUUCUAAAUUGUUUGAAACACAGUGUAAAGCAGUUAAGGAAAGUGGUGGAAAUAAUGUCUCGCUUGAUGAAAGUUCUGAUGCAGAACCUAUAUCCAGUGAUGUUCAUCAUCAAGAAAGUUCAGACUCUUGUGGUACUUUAAAACAUCAAAAUUCUGGUGCUAUUCAAAAUCCAAAUGAGGAACAUAUUUUAUUUAAAAAUGAGAAAAUAUUGGAGACUUCUUCCGAGUCUGAUGAUGAAAAAAAAAUUAAAAAUACAGCUGACCUAUGUGAUUUCCAGAUUGCCACAGAAUCAGAUGAAAGUGAUAUUAUUUUCCCCACACAACAUCCUACAAAAAGAUUAUCUGAAAAUAACCUAGGGUUGAGGCCACUCGUGGAUGAAUCUGGAGGUUCUGAAACAGAAAACUCUGCAAAAUUAAUUAAUGGUGGUAAUGGUAGAAACGCUGAUAUCAGAGGAAAUGGACUAAUUUCAAAACAGUUAAGUUCUGAGAACAUGCCCCUGAGAUCUCUUAUGAAAAGAAAAAGUACUAGUGAUAUUAGUGAUGAAUCUGAUGACAUUGAAAUUUCCUCCAAGUCAAGAGUAAGAAAACAAAGAAGAAUUGAUGUUUUGAGGCCUAAGAGAAACAGAGAAAAUAAAAGGGAACCUAAAACAGAGAAAACAGGCCAACCAUGUGCAACAAAUGUAUAUUGUCAUUCUCAGACCAUUGAUGAUUUUGUAUCUUCAGAUGAUGAUUUAUCUAUCAACCACAUCAGUUUCUCUAAACAGAGUCAAAGACCAAAAACUGUAAAAGAAAGAAGUUUCUCUUCAAAAUUGCCCACCCAUAAGAAAAAUACCACUUUCCAAUCAAGAAAAGCACUGAAAAUUUCAAAUAAGACAGUUGUUAAUCAAGAACAAGUGUGUGAAUCAAUGGACAAACUUUUAGAUGGUGUUCAGGAAGUAGCUUACGUUCACUCAAACCAGAAUGUGAUUGGAUCGAGCAAAGCUGAAAAUCACAUGAGCCAUUGGGCAGUGCGUGAUGUAUUUGAAUUGAAGCAAUUUUCUCAGCUUCCUGCUAAUAUAGCUGUUUGUACUUCUAAGGCACAUAAAGAAAAAAAAGAGGUAGAUACAUUGAUACAGGUGAAGAAAAAUCAACGCUCAAGUGAAGAAAGCAUUUCACUUCCCCUUUGCCUUUUACAUCCUGUCAACCAGAAAAAGAAAGAAAUCUACUGUACAGAACAGACCACCUUCAUAAUUGGAGAAACUCCAAAAGGAAUCCGCAGAAAACAGUUUGAAGAAAUGGCUUCUUUUAAUUUGUUAUCUGUAAAGGAAUUUGCUGAGCAUAUAACUAAUGCCACUUCAGAAGAACGACAGAAAAUUCUAAAGGACUUUUAUGCUUCUCAGUAUUUGGAGAUAAAAGAAUUUUUUGUGGAUUCUGCCUCAGAAAUCACGAAAUUUUCCAAUAAGCAAGGAGCAAGAGUCAGAAGUAAGUCUGUAAAAAAUGAAUCUCUUCUAAAAGAAAAGUUAGAAUUCGAAACUAUGUCACUGAAAGAUUCUGCCCAAAAAAUUUCUCCAAUUUGCAGUCAAAAAGUUUAUCAGGGAAAAUCAAUUAGGUCCCAAAAUCAUGGUACCUAUAGAGAAGAGGGAAUUUAUAACAAUACAGAAGUUAAAAAAUUGUCUAUAAACUCUAACCAGAAGACUGACAGUGACAAAAGCAGCCAAGCUUCCAAAGGUAACGGAGCAUCUUGUUCUCUGAGUAGUAAAUCUGAAGCCUCUGAGAGAAACCUUGGAGGAGCCAUCAAAGAUCAACAGGACCUCACAGGGACAGACAUUUCAAGAAAUGUGCCACUUUUCACAGUGGAAAACAGAAAGAUGGAAAGUGCAGUGUUAGAAAACACUUCUGUGAUCAACUUGCUUGGUGACACCUCUAUUCUCGAUGACCUCUUUAAAAGUCACGGGAAUAGUCCCACACAGCUGCCAAAGAAAUCUCUUUCAGGGCCCACGGAAAAAACAAAACAGAGACCAAAAGAUUUCUGGGACAUCUUGAAUGAACAGAAUGACGACAGUCUCAGUAAACUCACUGACUUGGCAGUAAUAGAGACUCUGUGUGAAAAAAUGCCCCCAACCACAUCUUCCAGAAGGAGAGAGGAUCCACAGGCUUCGCUUUGGAAAUCAAAUGAGAACUUUUUGUGGAAAAAAAUUAACUCAAGUGAUGAAGGUGAAAAUGCAACUAAUAUACAUGAAUAAUUUAUAAAUACACAAGUGAAUUACUAUGACAGUGAACUUCUGCCAUCACCAUUUGCAACAUUGUACUCCUUAUUUAUUACCUGAACUUGACAACAAGUUGUCAAAACAUGUUUUUAUUAAAUUGUUGAUAUAGGAGUUUGAAAGUCUGACAUGUAAAUGUUAUCUAUCUAUUCAUUUUCCUUGAUAUGAUUCAUCUUUGAAGACUAUAUUAUGAUAUCACUGCUGUUAUGAAAUGGAUAAGAUUUUAGAUUUGUUAUCAUGAGACCUGGAACAUGUAAUUUGUAAUUAUAUGGCUUUAAGUAAGAGAUUUGCCCUGGUAUACAGCCACUUCCUAGUACGAAAGAGAAAUGAAGUGUUUGAACUAGACCAACAUGAAUGUCCUUCUAGUUUAAAAUAUCUGUACUUCACUAUCCCAGAUUCCAUUAAGUCGUAAGCCAACAUAUGCCUAGGACCAAAACCCAGGAAGGCCUCACAUGUGUUUUACACAGUGAGCCAUUUCUCUGCUUUCUUCUAUUUUAUUCCAUGUGAUGUACUCAUGUUCUUAGAAAACAAUUAGUAUUAAAUAUAUGAUGGUCUGCCAAAAUAGUAAAUGUACAACUUUACAAGAUCAAAGCUUCAUGUCUUUCUAUACAAGAUGUGAAUAUUAAGUUAUAUAUUCAGAGAUGAGGAGCUAGUCCAGUGGGUAGAUUAUUUGCUUUGCACAUAGCCUACCCAGAUUCAAUCAAACCCCAGUAUCCCAUAUGGCCCCCUGAGCACUACCAGGAAUAAUCCUGAGUGCAGAGUGAAGAGGAACCCCUGAGCAUUGCCAGGUAUGGCACAAAAACAAACCCCAAAAAAAAAGUGAUGUAUUCAUUACUAUUAGCCACGGAACACCAAUGCCUCAAAUUUUAUAGGACUAUUAUGAUUUAAUCAAUAGAAAACCAAGGAGAGUACUUUUAUUUUACAACAGUAUAAAUAAAUGAGUAAAUUGUCUUGAGUGUUAUAUUUUGUUGAAUCGAUGUAGUUUAUAAACCAAUGGAAUCUGAUCAUUGUUGAAUUCACUCACAUAGAAGCAAUUCCUGAGGAACUCAGGUCUGAAAAAGGAAGCCACAUGGGGGCAGGGCCCAUCCACACAGCUCCUAGCCUUGUCUGGCACAGUGGCACAGAGCCCUGAGCUCUUUGCUGACCCACAUCCAGACACACCAGGGAAGCCUUGAUGAUCUUGCAAGGCUGCCUCAACAGAAUGAGUCAACAAAAUAGCAAUGGAGAGCUCAGACGUCAUGGCCCUCCUUAUUCUGCGGGAAGAGGGCCCUCAGUAUGUGCCAUGAUAUUGAUCAGAAAUAGGGGGAAAUAUUCUUACUUAUGGCACUGAAUAGCCAAGUAGGGCAACAUUGAAAACUAUGAAAUAUGCUUUAUGCCAUGACUCCUGUACUUACGUAUUCAUGAUGUAUGACUGAAAUCAAAUGUUCAUGAAAUCAAAUGUUUAAUCAAUCUUAAGGUAUGCCACAUACUUUAUGUGUGUUUUCUGCAUUUGUAUUUCUUUUCUGAUUCGUGUAUCUGUGUGUUUUUAAAACCCACGAUGAUUGGCACUGAGUUUGAAAAUCAUUGUUUUGAUCACACAGACCUAAAUGGGCCUUCUUCUUCCUCUUCCUCUUCCUUCUCCUCUCCCCCACCCCGUUUCUAUGCCAGAUG
Molecule: messenger RNA, 6297 nt
Organism: Sorex fumeus (smoky shrew)
Lineage: Eukaryota; Metazoa; Chordata; Mammalia; Eulipotyphla; Soricidae
Gene: ERCC6L2
Product: ERCC excision repair 6 like 2
Exons: 19
Coding region: 1-4626 (1541 amino acids)
Molecular function (GO): ATP-dependent chromatin remodeler activity; ATP binding
Source: RefSeq, a predicted model, not a curated record